This is a messenger RNA of Tetrahymena thermophila SB210, 1752 nucleotides long. RefSeq lists its product as hypothetical. The record is from RefSeq and is a predicted model, not a curated record. The transcript is spliced from 10 exons. NCBI's taxonomy places the organism in Eukaryota, Ciliophora, Oligohymenophorea, Hymenostomatida, Tetrahymenidae.
AUGUCACGUUUGGAAGGAAAUAAAGGAAGCUAAUCCAACCUCCCAUAAUAUAAAAAUAAAAAUAAAGAUAAAUCUAUUGCAGUUCCUUAAGAACAUGAGCAGGAUAAAGACUCAAUUUUACAAACAUGGGAGGAAAUCGAGUAAAUCAGAAAAGAAAAUAAGGAGCUUAGAGAUGAAAUUAAAACAGAGGCACGCAUGAAUAAUCUAAAUGCUCCAGUUUUGGUUACUAAAAUGGAACAGAUAUAAGAACUUAGUAGCAUUUAUGCUUAAAAGAUAGAAGUUGAAACUUAGAAAAAGAAAGAUUUAGAGUUACUCAAGCAGAUAUCUUAGGAGACUAUAAAUAGUAACUUAAAGAAGAUGAGCUAAAGUAAUGGUAUAGCUCUACCAUAGCUUUAGGCUAAGAUUAAAUAACUAGAAUAUAAAUUAGAAAAAACAAGAAGCAGACACAAUGAAAGUUUGGCUCAAAUAAAUAUGCUUAAAGAAUAAGUUAAUAUGGCGAGAAGAGAGAGAGUCAUUUUUUCUAAUGUUUUCAAAAAACUUGAGAGCGAUAUUAAGCUUAAAGACGAGGAAUUUAAGAAAUACAUGAUUGAAAAAAUGUAAGUAGAUGUUAAAAAGAAGCAAUUAGAAGAGGAGUUAUAGAAAAUAAAAAUAAGAGCAAAGAAAGAAGUUCUUCUGUUCAAAAACGAAUAUCAAUAAUUGUUUAACCAAAGUAAAGUGUAGCAAUAGUAAUAAUAGAGCAAUAACGAGUCGCUUGAGUACAAUCCAGGAUAAAAGAGAAUUUUUGAAACUGAAGUCAUAUUAAAUGAGUAGAUACAAUUAAAUACAGCAAAUAACACAACUAUAAUAAACAACAACAGUAUCAUCAGUAAUAAUAACAACACAAACAAUAUGAAUUCUCCUAACAACCAAAAUUACACUAUGCCUAACAACAGCACCUUAACAAACUAAAGUUCUAUUUUAAAUAAUAAAAAUCUUAAUUAAAAAAAUCAAGCUAACUCUAUAAAUCUCUAAGUUACACAAGAAGAACUUUAAAAGUACCAGUUUAUGUUCCAAAAAAUUCAAAAAGAAGUUGGAAUAGAUGACUUAGAUCAUUUAAUUUAUCUCUUCGAAAAUAUUGACAAAGAAAAUAACGACCUCUAUGAAUCUGCAAACAGCAAAAGUGAUGAAAUUGAUGCACUUAAAAAAAAAAUCAAAGAAGUUGAAAACGAAGUUUAGAAAUACUCGAAGCAUAACGAUAACAAACAGAAGCAAAGCAGUGUCAAUGAUAAAAAGCUGUAGGAUAUUUAAAAAUACGAGAAAAAGAUAGAUAAUGUAGAUAGUCUCACAAAAGUGGUCAAUACAGACAUUCAAAGUGUUAAUACUAAGCUUAUAAAAAUAGCAGAAAAGUUUAACAUUCCUAUUCCUCAAGGAGAAGAAAUAGAAGAAACAAGUUUCAUCAAAUUUCUACAGGAUGUUGAAGCAAGAAUCAAUGAUAUUAUUAAUAUGUCUCUUUAUUGUGAAGGAAAGAUAAUAAAUAUAGAUCGUCAUCAUCAUGAAACAUAGGUAACAGUUACAAGUUUAUCUAAAAAAGGAGACAACAACAGUGGAAUAGCUCUAGUAUUAGAUGGAGUUAAAAAGAAUAGCGAGUCAGAAUCAGAAAGAAUAUUAACUAAGGGUGAUUUCGACCUAGUCAGCAAAAAUGAAAUAAAAAACUUUAAAGAAAAUAAAGGCAAAGUUCCUCUUUCUUAGAAAGGAAAGAAAUCAAAAAUAUGA